UGGCGGCUGGAGGAUCAUUGGGCGGCGCUGGGCCCGGGUCAUGACGGUAAUUAGCACCAUAACUCAGGUUAAACCGGACUAUGUGACACCCGAUAGAGAGCAUGGGAAAGAUCGGCAUCAAGAUGGCUAACAAGAAAGCUUACAGUUCAGGUCCUUCCAGGAAUUUGAUGGACCCUUACUUAACACAGACUCAUAUGGCAUCCCACUACAAUAGAAUCCUCUCUGCCAAAGCUUCAGUGGAUUGUUCUGUUCCAAAAAGCAUGCUGUUAAGUGUAAAAUACAAAGACCAAUUGAAGAAGCAAAAUCUACAAACUAAGUAUCAAAAGGGAUUCAUCUCAGCCAGAUCGGAAUCUUGGUCCAGCUCUGGUAGCAGUGGAAGAUUAACCGUAACAGAAUCUAUCCAGAAUCCAUCCAUACUAGAAAACAAUGAGUAUGCCAGAGACUUAGCAAAUGGUUCCGUGACUCCUGAGCGAACUUAUGUCACUUCCAAAGGGAAUUUUUCAGUGUUGCCUUCCACUGCCAAUAUUAAUAAGGAAACUACUCAGAAAACGUUCAGUAGGUGCUACUCAGACCUGAGCUCCAGGAUCUCUACAUCUCCCAGACAACAUUAUAGAACUUUUUGCCGUUCAUCAACUAGCCUUGCAAAUAGCCAGCGUUGUUGUAAUUCAUUUCAGGAUGUACGCCAAAAAACAUAUAGUGGCGAUAUUUUGGAGAAACAUGCUCAUCAUUUUACAAAUGGACAACAAUUCACUCCACGCAUUCUGAAGAAAGAAGCACAGUCUUCCUUGGCCCAUUAUAGGUAUUAUACUCCUGUGAAGAAGAAAAAGCUCUCAAAAAAGAAACUCGUGACGCAAGAAACACAAACUGAUUUCACCAGCUCUCAAGAUACACCUGCACUGAAGAACAAGAAGGAUCGUUCACACUUGGCUUCAUUGCAGGCUGUUUAUAAUAAGCAGGUAUGCUCUGAUGAUGAACAAGAGGACAGGAAUGUUUUAUCUCAGAAUUUCCAUUGCAAAGAGCCACAAGAAUGUUUUGAAUGCACUUAUGAUUACUCUGUACAAAGGUUAUCUACAUCAAAUAGAAUCAAGUCACCAAUUAUGAGAAAAGUUAAGGCUGAAGAAGAGGAAUUGAAGUAUCUUGAGUUCAUCUCUGAUAUUACCAGUGAAAUAUUGACUCGAGGAUUAUUUUCAAACAGUGUUUUAGAAAGAAUAUUUGAGCGUCGCAUAGAAGAAAACAGACAUCGACUAGAUGAACAGAAAUUGCGUCAUAUGCUGGAAGAGUUAAAAGAAGAUUUGGGCUGUAAACCAGAAAAAAACUGGAAGACCAGUGAUUGUGAAACUGUAUUGACAAAAACUAAAAUGAUAAAAUUAAAUAACUGUGAUUCUUUGGAAAAUCUGAGGUUUGCACAUAAUUGGAGAGAAGAAACUGAUAGAACUGUGAACAUUUCAAUUAACAAUGAAAAUGAUAAAUCAUGGGAUCAUAGACUACAUGGAAAUUUUAGCGCAGUUAAUUGUUACGAUCAGAAUGUUACUGGAAACACAACUCCUCAUGAUAUUUGUGGAGAACAAAUCCAGAAGGUCCAGGACUUGGAGCAAGAUCAUUGUUUAGUUGCAAAUAGUGAGGAAAACCAUGGCGAUCUACAGUCUGUGGACCAUUCAGACUCUUCCACUGAUUAUAACACUGUUUUUGAUGGAACAACAGAACUGACAGAGAUUGACAAUCUUGCAGUGUCUCUUCAUAUUGUUGACGUUAAGGAAAACUGUGAACCUGAAGAUGUUUGGAGUGGAUCUGCACUAAGUAAAGAGUCAGAAAAAGCUUUUGACGAUGGCAUUAAUUUAUAGUGCUCGCAAUUCCCUGCAAUUACACAGCAAGCAGUCAUGGAUCACAACAGAAUUCUACACCUUUGUGAUGUAAACCUGUACUUGUUACUGAGUCGGUUAUUGACUAUAACAAAGUUUGCAUCAGAAGUGUUUUUGGGUAUUUUUCCUGAAAAAUCUACGCCUCCUCGCACUGUGCAUGUUUUGUGCACAUUUCUGAGAAAUAGUAUAGUAUAUAUUUUACUACAGUUACUAAGGUAGUAUACAUCAAUUUAUCAUUGUGUAAAUGAUUAAGCAAUGUUUUGCAUUAGGUAUAGGUAACUGCUGCAUCACCAAAGCUACCUCUCACAUCUUCCUGAAUCUUGCACAGAUUAAUUUUUACUUGAACUUUACCAGUUCUGUUUCUCUAUAAUCAACAACCAAGAGGAAUGUGAAGGUCAUUCAUUGCAGCUUCGCUGAAAUCAGGAGCUUGCGUAUAAAGCCCCAGGUGCAAACCUACAGUGUCCUAUCUGAGAUGCGGUACAUUGGCAUUACCAAUUAGAUUUAACUUUAAUACUUCAUAAUAAGGUAAGUCAAACAAGUAUUUAAAUAUGGUCAUAAUACAAAGAUGAGCUAACUGUUACAAAAUAAUUAUCUGUACAAUCAAUCUAGUUAUUGUAUUCUUGUCAUUUCAAAAGGGAACACAUUCGACUGAAAUACCCCAUAAUCCUAAAUCAAUGAAGGGGAGAUAAUAAUUGGCAUCCGUUUGUCAUUUUGGCUCUUUUUUUGCUGUUGAAGGCAGCUUAGGAAUAAAUACCUUGCAGAAGUCCUUUUAUGACAACAUAGACACUAGUUUGACCCCAGUUAGAGUAACAUGCCCAAUUCUGGACUUCACAAUUGAGGAAGGACGAUAAGGCUUUGAAGAGAGUGCAGAAGAGAUUUACUAGAAUGAUUCGGGAUGAUGAAUUACAAUUACAGAGUUAUAGCAGAGAAGGCCAAGAGUCAAUUUGAUAGAGGUGUUUAAAACCUUGUAGGGUUUAAAUAGAGUAAAUAAAGAGAAACUAUUUCCAAUGUCUGUAGGGUUGAUUAUGAGAGGUAAUUGGCAAAAGAACCAGAGGCAAGAUGAGGAAAACCUUAUUUAUGCAAUAAGUAAUUAGGAUUUGGGAUGCACUGAGUAGUGGGUACUGAAUCAGUAGUAGCCUUCAAAAGGGAAUUGGAUAAAUACUUGAAGGAGAAAAAAACUGCAGAGGUCCAGGAAAAGAGCAUGGGUGUGGAAGUAACCAGAGUGCUUUUUGAAAGAACUGGUGCAGAUGCACUGGGCUAAAUGACCGCCUCUGUACUGUAUUAUUCAAUAAUUCAAUAAAAGACAGUGGAGUGUGGGGUGAUUUUGCCCAUUGAUGAUAUCAUAUGAUAGAAUCUCAUGAUGUCACAGAAGGGGAAGUUCUGCAAAGAUCAUUUAUUUCAGGGGGUCCCAAAACCACAUUUUUGAUUCAAAGUAGGAACAAAAAGAGGUAGGGAAUAGAUGUAAAUAUUUGUGCAGGCAUUUCACGUUAUUGGAGUUAUGCAGCAAUUCAGUAGAGUGUAGUUCUCUUUUAAUAUAGUCAUCUUAUAGGUUACUCCCAAUUAUGUUCAUUGCACAAGAGUGACAUCUUCUAAUUUUUGUACUAGUAUGCAUAUUUUAUCCAAUAGUCCCACAUUAUUCGUUAUUGACAAAGGUUGGCCAUUGCAACUUGGGCAUAUCAAUGAAAGCUAUGGUCUCGUAAAAUAAAAACUAUCAUGAUACUAAAGAUACUAAAACAAUGUUAUUUUAUAAUGUGGAAUGGGACAUUUACAGUCCUUAACAUAAAAAUAAAAUGAAUUUUAAAACCAUGAUUUUAUAUUUCACCAGUUGGUAAAAAUUACUAGGGUGUUCCCAUGAGAAUGGGCACCAUUCAGAACAGUGCUCUUUAUCCAACAAAUAAACUGAAAUUGUCACUCAAGAGAGGCUGAUGUUGGAAAUAGAACAUUGCUACAUUAGUGGAUUAGAUUUGUUUUCCUGAUGUUGAAGUAGAACAGAGAUGCUGUUACUCUGCAUCUAACUCUCCUGCACCUAACCUGAUGAUGUUUGAUGGGUUGACAGUAAGGGACAGAGAGUGUUUUGUUUCCCUUGUCACAUUCUUUAUGUUGAUAAAUACAUACAAGGACAAGACUAUUGAAUUAUAUUUCACUAAAUAUUUAUGCCAAGUAAUUAUAAUGUUAAAAGCAAAAUACUGCAGAUGCUGGAAAUCUAAAAUAAAACCUGAAAAUAUUGGAAAAACUCGGUAGGUCUGGCAGGAUUUGUGGCGAGAGAAACAGGGAUAACAUUUUGAGUCUGCAUGACUCUUCUUCAGAUGUUAAUGUUGAUCUUGUUUCUAGAGCUUUGGAGUGCAGGUGGGAGAGGAGUGAAUUAUUUUUAUUAUAAUUUCUCUCUUUACAGUUAAAAUCUUAAAAAUUGAAAAUAGGCAUUUAUCUGUUUCAAGUAUUUAGUUACAAUGAACUGUUUCUGUACACGUUCACAAUCAGUAUAAUCCAUUGCAAAAAAAACUAGCAUGGUCAAUAUGCAUUUCAAUUAAAAUAUCUUGUUCAACUGUGCUCAAGUUCUGUGCAUUAACUUAUUAAAAUUUUAUAUUAAUGUUUAAAACAAUUUGUACAUGUAAAUUUGCUAUCAUUAUAGCUGUCAUAUAUAUGGAUGUGUGUACCUGGGAUUCUUAAGGAAUUUUUCUGUCUGUAUGAGUUUCAAUAACUCCUUAUCUCUAAUUACAAAAUAAAUCCGCGGUUCUGUUUAAUCCCUUGAA
Carcharodon carcharias (great white shark) is the source of this 4609-nucleotide messenger RNA. RefSeq names its product spermatogenesis associated 7 (gene spata7). The transcript has 11 exons. Gene Ontology annotation, biological process: protein localization to photoreceptor outer segment; microtubule cytoskeleton organization; photoreceptor cell maintenance. Bases 102 to 1841 code for a protein of 579 amino acids. The record is from RefSeq and is a predicted model, not a curated record. Gene Ontology annotation, cellular component: ciliary basal body; photoreceptor distal connecting cilium; axoneme. Lineage: Eukaryota; Metazoa; Chordata; Chondrichthyes; Lamniformes; Lamnidae.